Messenger RNA from Cylindrotheca closterium, 1116 nucleotides. Lineage: Eukaryota; Bacillariophyta; Bacillariophyceae; Bacillariales; Bacillariaceae. The record is from the annotation of a GenBank genome assembly.
AUGAGACGAAAUCAUGAUUGCAGCAGCAGAUCCAUCAAAUUGGUGAAUUCGAUUACUUCCUCUUUGCAACUACACGAAUUAGUCUCCUUCCCGAUAUAUUUUGGAAUCAAAAUGAGUUCUUGCGCGAAUAUCAAUCUUCUUUGGUUGCUGGACAAUCAGCCAUUUCGAGUUGAUUCUGUAAUUUCUACAAAACCGACGGCCAUUCAAAUAUUGGACUUGCUAAACUUGACUUUCAUGCAGGAUCAAUAUACUCACGUUGUAGAGCUGAAAGGUGUGCGACUACGCAGUCAAUGGGCCAUUGACCAUUUGGUCGCAUGGGACGACUAUGUAGCGAGAACUGUCGAGUUUGUUGAUGUUGGUGAAAAGAUGCGCGUGAAAAGUAGCCAGGCUCAACUCACCUCUUUCAAUGGAAUGGCUAGGAUUCUUAUUGGAAUAUUUUCCAAUUCGUUUGACCCCGAAGAAAAAAAAAGUCUACUCAAAAAAGGAGUGAAAGAGCACGAUUGCCAAAUGGCCUAUGCGUUUGUUUUUGGUGCGAAUUGCUCAGGGCCAGCAAUGAGGGUCGAUUCUUUGUCACUACCUGAAAUGGAGACAUCUCCGUUUGACGAAAAUGAACCGGAUGCGAUUUAUUUGGACAUCAGAGAGAAUAUGGAAGAUGGCAAAUCAGACACCUGGUUAAAGUACGCAUCCUUGCUUCAAAAUGAAUUAUACUUUGAUUACGUGGGCAAGAUAGACUCGGACACAAUUUUGUUCCCUGAUACCUUCUUUGCCAGUAUGUCUAGCUGGCCAAAAUUUCCACAGAAUGUCCGCAUCUUUGGAGGAAAAGAUGAAAUCAAGUGGGAAGGUGUUGGAGGUCCAAUUGUUGGACCAGCACAUAUGAGAGGGCAGUUUUAUUGGAUGUCACCUGAUCUCGCACGCUUCAUCAGCUCAAAAUGCAAUAGAACAAAGCUUUCUGUGUCAAUUGAAGAUAGAAACAUCGGAAACUGUGUAAAUUCGCAUCCAUUCCCAGUCAAGAGACUACGAGCAAACCCAAAAGCAUUUUUCCACCCUCUUAAAGAUACAAAUGCGUUUCACCGAGUAUGGCAAAAGCACUGGAGCACUUUGCAUCAUGUCAGCUGA